Molecule: messenger RNA, 929 nt
Organism: Cydia amplana
Lineage: Eukaryota; Metazoa; Arthropoda; Insecta; Lepidoptera; Tortricidae
Gene: Spf30
Product: survival of motor neuron-related-splicing factor 30
Exons: 4
Coding region: 121-837 (238 amino acids)
Biological process (GO): negative regulation of transcription by RNA polymerase II
Cellular component (GO): nucleus
Molecular function (GO): RNA polymerase II cis-regulatory region sequence-specific DNA binding; DNA-binding transcription repressor activity, RNA polymerase II-specific
Source: RefSeq, a predicted model, not a curated record
UGUCAUUGUCAAAAAAUAAUGUGGAAAUUAUAAAUUUAUAAUAUUAAAGUUUUUAUUGUAGUGUCGCCUCUACAUGGUGUAAAUUAUUUCGUUAAUAGUAAUAUUCAUCUAUCCAUCAGGAUGGCUGAAGACUUAAGAAACUAUAAUUUACAAUUACAGCAGGUUGAAGCGGCACUGUUAACAGACCCUCAAAAUGAGGAGCUCCUGAAAUUGAAAGGCGAUUUGGAAGAAGUAAUUGAGUUGACCCAAGAUCUUAUAAAAACACAGGAAGGUGAAUCUAAAGCCACGAAUAUUCAUGGUUCUAGUAAUGAUGAUGAUGUUACAGCGUCGCUGUUGGCUGCCGAGGAGGAGGCGGAGCACGCUCCCGCUCAGUGGCAUGUUGGAGACAAAUGCCUUGCCAAGUACAACACUGAUGGAAUGUUUUAUGAAGCAACUAUUGAAGAAAUGACAGCAGACAGCUUAAAAGUAAAAUUUGAUGGUUCUACUUCAUUAGAAACAGUUUCUGUGUAUGAUGUUAAGCCAGUGGGCUCGGGACUGAAAAGAAGAUUAAGUACAGAUGAAAGCAAGCAUGGAAAAGGCUACAACAGAGAAUAUUUAAAAAAGAAAAAGCAGAAAAAACAACAAAGAUUUAAACAAAUUGAGGAAGAAAGAGAGAGUGAAAAAAAUAAAUGGCUAUCAUUUCAUACUAAGGCAUCCAAAAAGCCGGGAGUUCGAACUAAAAGCAUUUUUGCAUCUCCUGACAAUUUGACUGGUAGAGUUGGUAUUGGUACUUGUGGUAUCUCUGGCCAGCCUAUGACUAACUACACGCCUGGUGAAAAAUGGAAGAAGGGGGGAUAGUAUAGGUACAAUUGUUCAUUUCCCAUUUAGUUUUAUUUUAUAGUAAUUGUCUCCUGACCUGAUUAUGGAUUUAUAAUAAAAAAUUUCAAUAC